GAAAAUAUCAUUUUGAAAGACAAACAAUCUGAGUGCUUGAGUAACAUUUUAAAAGGCAAUGAUGUAAUUUGUAAUUUACCGGUUGCCUAUGGAAAAUCUUUAUGCUUUCAUCUCCUGCCGAGCUUACUGAACGGGCUAUAGUGUUGGUGGUUAAUCCUUUGAACAUUAUUCAGAAAGACCAGCUCUCGUCUUUAAGAACACGUGGAAUAACUGCUUGCAAACUAACAUUUUCUUGCAAUGUAGAUGAUGGAGAGGAAAAUGAAAUGGACUUGAAGGAUUAUUCAUUAACAGAUGUUGUUGAAGGGAAAUAUUCAAUUAUUUUAUGCCAUCCUGAGGCACUUUUCAAUACAAAAUCUGGACAAGAACUUCUCAGAAACAAGACAUUUACCAGCAAAGUUCAGUGUGUGGUAAUUGAUGAAUGUCACAUUGUUGAAAAAUGGGGCAAGGAGUUUCGUUCCUCAUUUGCAAGUCUACAUACACUACCAGCUUUAUUUGAUAGGAAACCCAUUCUUGGCUUGAGUGGUACACUAACAUCAGAUUUAAUAAAAAGAAUACCAUCUAUUCUCGGAAUGAGCAACCCAGUUUUUGUACAUGAGAGUCCAGAUCGUCCAAACAUUUUUCUGAAUAAAGUUGAAAAAACUAUUACUGUUGAUGUGAGCAAAAUGUAUGAGAAAAUUUUCAUUGUUGAAUGUGACAAAUUAUUUUCAGACAAACAAUCUUAUCCUGUUACAUUAAUGUUCAUACCAAUGUUAUACAUGAGUCAUGCAGCGAGCUACUUAAGACAUCUUUUCGGCGAGGAAGAUAUUAAAACAUCUUGCUAUUCAGUUGUUUUUUCAAGACAAGAUGCAGAAGUUAUUGCCACUACCUUAGAAGAUUUAAAAAAUCAAAAUCCUAGAAUACGACUAGUAUUAACAACCUCUGUUUCUGGAAUGGGCUUUGAUCCAGAGAAUGUUUCGCAUGUUAUUCACACUGUACCACCAAGAAACUUGAGUCAGUAUUUGCAGGAAAUAGGAAGAGCAGGUAGACGUGGUCAAAAUGCACAGGCUACUCGUUACCACUGUGCCCGUGAUCUUGCAAAAAACUUGCCUGGUAGACAGGAUGAUAUAAUUGAAUACUGCAAAAAUAAAACUGAAUGUCUACGAACAUUAAUGUUAAGUAAAUUUGGAUUUGAAAAAUCUGAAACAGCAUAUUUGUGUGGUAAAAAGUGCUGUUGUUAUUGUUCCAGUUCAUGCAGCUGUGGUUGUUCUUCUAUUGACAAUUAAUGGAUUAUUGUUCAAAAUGUGUUUUAUAUUUAAUUAAAA
Messenger RNA from Mytilus californianus (California mussel), 1301 nucleotides. RefSeq names its product putative ATP-dependent DNA helicase Q1. The record is from RefSeq and is a predicted model, not a curated record. Gene Ontology annotation, biological process: double-strand break repair via homologous recombination. NCBI's taxonomy places the organism in Eukaryota, Metazoa, Mollusca, Bivalvia, Mytilida, Mytilidae. The coding region runs from base 102 to 1262 and encodes 386 amino acids. Gene Ontology annotation, cellular component: chromosome; cytoplasm; nucleus. The transcript is spliced from 2 exons. Gene Ontology annotation, molecular function: four-way junction helicase activity; 3'-5' DNA helicase activity; ATP binding.